AUGAAGCUAUUUGUAUUCGCGGUUGCUCUCGCAAUCCUUCAAGCCGUUGCCGCGCACACUGUCUUUACGACUCUGUUCAUGAACGAUGUCGACCAAGGUGAUGGCACCUGUGUUCGUAUGCCCAUGACUCCGUCCAACGCUACAUUCCCUGUCAACGAUCUUGAGAGCAGCGCCAUGGCUUGUGGAUAUGAUGGUACUGCUGGCGUCCCCCGCGUUUGCUCUGCCAAUCGAGCAUCUCAAUUGACCUUUCAGUUUCGAGAGUAUGCUGAUAACUCUUACCCCGGAGCGCUUGACCCUUCUCACAAAGGCCCUUGCGCCGUCUACAUGAAGUCUGUCCAGUCAGCAAUCGACGACCCGGCUGUUGGAGCUGGCUGGUUCAAGAUCUGGGACGAGGGCUACGAUUCAAAGUCUUCCAAGUGGUGCACUGAGAAGCUCAUCGCCAACGACGGUUACCUCUCGGUCGAUAUCCCUGAUGACUUGGCUGGUGGAUACUAUCUCGUUCGACCGGAACUACUUGCUCUUCACCAGGCCGACAAGACGCCCCCGAAUCCGCAGUUCUAUGUUGGGUGUGCCCAGAUCUUCCUCAACUCGACAGGAGCCGCGCACCCGGCCCAGACGGUCAGCAUUCCCGGAUAUGUCAAUAUCAACGACCCGUCGGUUCUCUUCAAUAUCUACACCCCGAAAUGGCCAUAUCCAAUGCCCGGUCCAACACCAUAUGUUGGUGGCUCCUCGCCCGCAAUCAAGAUCAAAGCUGCGCUGCGACCCCAAACUCAAUCCGAAGGUCUUCUCCCAGGUAAUGCCAUCUUGACGAAUGCCAACUGGUGGGGCGUUGAAUUAGACCCUUACACAACCGCAACCGGUUGCUGGAACGCAAGCGCAGCAUGUUACGCGCAAUGCAAGACCUGCUAUGACACGGCACCACCCACCGGCUCUCAAAACUGCCGCAUCUGGGAAGCCAAAUGUGACGGGAUCCAAAACGCCUGCAGCGCUGGUAACCUCACCGGCCCGCCUCUCACACGCACGGAGCUCGUCCUUCCCCUGCCCACCAUCAUCUACAGCACCGAACACACCACGCUCCCGGAGCCCGAGCCUACUCACCUCACUACCGGCACCGUGUCCGAUAACCCCGCUACCUCCUUUUCUCAGAUCAUCGUAUCCAUGCCCACCACCACCACCUCCUCCGCUAAGCUACCCAUGCCAACGCAAAUGUCGCGAGAUGGAAAGUGUGGACUGCUGGCUGAGGGCACUUGGACUUGUCUGGGAAGCUUCUUCGGUGAUUGCUGCUCUGCUCAUGGCUGGUGUGGCCUCAACGAUCUCUAUUGUGGUAUGGGCUGCCAGUCUCGAUUUGGAAGCUGUGCAAAUGUGAUCCCGAGCCACAAGUUGAAGCAUCGACAUCAACAUAGGCACGGACAUCUGCAUCAUCACCAGCUGUGA
Molecule: messenger RNA, 1434 nt
Organism: Amorphotheca resinae ATCC 22711
Lineage: Eukaryota; Fungi; Ascomycota; Leotiomycetes; Helotiales; Amorphothecaceae
Product: carbohydrate-binding module family 18 protein
Exons: 3
Coding region: 1-1434 (477 amino acids)
Molecular function (GO): chitin binding
Source: RefSeq, a predicted model, not a curated record